AUUUGCUGACAGCCACCGCGACGCACGCGUCUGACUGGGUUUUGUGGUCCGUUUGUUGGUGCUGGAUGGCGCCGGGCGCUCAGUGGCUAUCCUAAGCAACUUCAUGGAAAGACAGGCACACAUGACCAUGGCCCACCUGGGGGUCCAGGAGGAACAUCGCAGAGAGUCAGUGGACCCGAGCGAGGAGCAGUUCCUUAAAAGUCUUUACCUUUUCAUGAAGAAGCGAGAUACUCCCAUAGAGAGGAUCCCUCAUCUGGGUUUCAAACAAAUUGAUCUAUUCGUCAUGUUCAAGACGGUCAGAGGCUUGGGGGGCUACCAGCAGGUGACGGCCCAGCAGCUUUGGAAGCAAGUCUACAACUCUCUGGGGGGGAACCCACGCAGCACGAGUGCAGCCACCUGCACCCGCCGCCACUACGAGAAGCUGCUGCUGCCGUAUGAAUGCCACCUGAAGGGGCAGCUGAUCAGCAUCAUGCCGCCACAUGCCAUCGAGCGCUUCCGCUACCACGGCUACAGCCCCGAGGACAAUGUCGGCGACGGUCCGAGACCCGCCAAACGCAAGCUGAUGUCAAUGCCGCUGCAUCACCAGAACCAUGCCAACCUCCAGCCGGGCCCUGUUCGCAGCCUCUUUGCUCUACCGUACCGAACCCCCCACUACUGCCACCCGAGCCACUCGGUUCUGCCUCCUUACGUCCCCAUGUCCGCCUCCAUUCUGGCAUCACACAGCCAACCGAUAGCCCCUCCACCCAAAUUCCCUUUCCCCCCGUGCGGUCCCAACCCAACAGAGCGGCUGAAGGAGCCGCUGGAGCAUUUGCGCUACCUGGCGGAACAGUACAAGUCUUCAACCGGCCUGGACGAGCCUCUCAACCUGAGCAUCAAGGCGCAGAGCCACAGGACCGACAAGAACCCAAAGUCAUCGUUCUCACUGCCCUCGCUCAGCAAGACCCCAAAGUUUCUGAACACACCCUCCUCACUGUACACGCCGCAAUACCCGCCGGGGUCAAGGAAGGAAGGCGGCAGAAAGCCAGAUGAUGGAAUGGUGCCGUACCUUGCCAAGGCGAGGGACAACUCGGUAGUGGACCUCACCUCGAUGAGCAGCCCAGAGGUUGACGCCAGCUCAACAGACUGCAGAAAUCAGACAGAAGAGCAAGUGGAGAGUCCAGAAGGGAGGAGGUUCCAUCUCAGCCACAUCCUGCACACCCCGCCUUCCCAAAACAACAGCAAGAUGGAGAUCGAGAUCCCUCUGUCCGUGUUCCACAACUGGCUCCAGCUGUACGGCCCGCCGGGUGCGCCAAACGACAUGAAGCAGCUCGCUCGCCCCCAGCAGGUGGAGCAGGGGGGGCGAAGGAGCAAGGACGUGCCAACCAAUCUAUCAUUUCACCUCAACUCCCACCAGCACAGCUCUGCAAUCCAAGAUCUGAGGCUGGUGAACAGAAAAGUACCAAGCCCGAGGUCGAGCGGCCAGGCAGCAGCAAGUCACUACAUCCCAAAGCGCGGUCAUUUCAGCGGCUACUCGCCUUCCAGCCGCCUUUGCAAACCUGCCGCCACUGUGGACGGCUUUCUGGGUUCCCAGCAGGGAGUGUCGGCAUCACACAGCACCAAACCCCCAACCUACUGGGAGGCCCUCGCAAAGGACAGACCCCCGAGUCCCGUUGCAGCUCCGCAAGACCUCACAGUAACGACGAGCUGCCACGGCGAGGCCGAGUCGAUGAGUCCGAAGGCCGAGACGAGCCUCCCGUCGUCCUCUUUGCUGAUGAUGAAUUCUGGCUCCGCCUCCAUGCUGCAGCUCACCAACGAGGAGGUGAUGAAGCUGAAGAAGAUCAUCUCAAACUCCUCAUGAUGUUUCGACCCCGCCUCUUUUCCAUCUGUCCAAUGAUCUUGACUUUGAAAAUGUGCUUCAUUAAAUGCAGUAAAUCAAUGAUUUACACCAAAUGUAAACACUAGCAUCAAUUCUUCUUCUGUUAGUCAGUUGACAGGAAUUUUUAAAGCAACAUGAAGGAAAUGUAUGUUUAUAAUGUAACAUAUGUGUAUAAAUGUCAAAACGUAUGUUUAUGUGACUGUCUGUCUCCAUGGUGACACUUUAUUCCACGUCUUUAUGACAGAUGCUAAACUGGCAGAGCAGCGUUAACAACAAUCAUGAUUGCAACCACAUGUGUUCACGCCCAGAAUUAGUUCAAGCGUAGCUCAUAAAUAUUUAAGAGCCGUUCUUUCAACAUUUCAUUCCAUGGGCUGGAAAGUUCAAGCAUUUUGUCAGUCCAGAGUGAAACCCCCCCCAUCGCCCCAAGUCAUCUUACUGAGGACAAACUACAGAAAGUGGACUUGCUGGAAUUUUCCCAUCCGUCACAUAAGGAAGUACAACAGCCAGCAAGGGUGAUUGAAAUGUUAUCCUAACGUUCCUCUUGCAAAGGCCACACAUUCAUUCUACCCCAACAGGGAUGGCACCAAAACCACAAUGGCAGCCGUGCCCAUGUAAACCAGACCCAAAAGCUAAGUAGAUACUGGUGCCUUAAUCCACAGCGAAACAAAUACCUAUUAAUCGCUCCUGUUAAUGUAGUGGGACCGAAAUGAGGUAUAGUUACCACUGAACUGUCAUCUGUCAUGACGAUGUUACGCUUGACAGCCACCUGCAUCAAGUACUUGAAGGUGUUAUUAUGGGGGUGUCAGUUCAUGAGACCAUACACCCGAUGGGAUUUUAGCAUUAGGUUCAAGAAAAGUACAAUGAAAAAAGACUCAAAUAUAUGACAAUAUAUUGCAAUCUAAUAUUAGAAUUUCUACAA
Molecule: messenger RNA, 2774 nt
Organism: Dunckerocampus dactyliophorus (ringed pipefish)
Lineage: Eukaryota; Metazoa; Chordata; Actinopteri; Syngnathiformes; Syngnathidae
Gene: arid6
Product: AT-rich interaction domain 6
Exons: 6
Coding region: 104-1837 (577 amino acids)
Biological process (GO): regulation of transcription by RNA polymerase II
Cellular component (GO): nucleus
Molecular function (GO): transcription cis-regulatory region binding
Source: RefSeq, a predicted model, not a curated record